AUGGCUAGAUCCUCUUACUCGGACGAGCACAUUGCAUCUCGGAGGGACUCGGCCUACCCCACGCCGCGCGAGCCCUACGGCUACCCGACCUCAUCCGCGCGAGAGUCGAGAUGGGACGUCGCUGAAUAUUCUCUCAGGCCGACCGCAAGGGCCCACGACGCCCCCUCAUCAUCGUCAAGAGCCCGCUCCCGAUCGCGCUCCCGCUCCCGCUCCCGCUCCCGCUCAGCCAGACCGCCCCCGUCGCGCGACAUGCAUCGCAAGAAGCGACGCAGCGGCGGCGGCGCCUCGUCGUCGCCGACGGAACCCCCGGCCGCUGUCGUCCCCGGCAACGCCUUCUCUCCCUCGGCCAUGAUCAACAACCUCCAGAGCGCCUUCACCGCGUUCCAGUCCAUGCCCCAGCUCUCCUCGUCGUCCUUCGAGCUGGGUCCGCUGCCGGACACCCCCGUGACGAACCUCAUCAACCCAAAGAACCUCACGCCGCCGCCCUCGCAGGCCGUCCUCCACGACCGUCUCGCCACGAACCUGCCGCGCCACAGCAACGUCUACCUCAUUCUUCUGGUCGGCACCCUCCUGGCGACGCACUGGCUCGUCCUCGCCGCCCUGUUCGGCGUCGUCAAGUUCGGCUUCUUCAUCCAGUCCUACAACGGCCGCGACCUCGCCCGUGACCUGGGCGUGAGAAAGUACGCCUCCACUCAGAGCAUCAUGUCUGGCUUCGCCGCCGCAGCCGCCAUCGUCGGCCUGUGGGCCUUUUCCUCGCUGUUCAGUGUCGUCUUCACCCUCGUCAAGGUCGCCGGCCUCGUCCUCGUGCACGCUGCGUGCUUCGAUGUCUCGGCGGCCCCGGCGGCACCGGCGGCUGGUCCUACUGCUGCUGCUGCUGCUGCUGCGCCGGCGCCCUCGCCCGUCCCGGCACAAGGGUUCCUGAGGCCGCACGCGGCUUGGGGCCAACUCUCGCGCGAGGCAGCCAACGUUGCCGCGCAGUUCAGGUCCGCAAGCGAGGGGCAGCUUAGGUCCGCGAGCGAAACCAACCUCAGCGCGCCGUACCCAAGUGGAGGGGAGGCUAACGGGUGGUACGCUGGUGAGGGAUACACAGGUGCCCCAGGGCAAGAGACGUACACUGAGAUGCCCCUGACGCCGCGCACAUACGAGGCCUACGCUCCCGCGCCCAGCCCGCGCAGGGAGGAGCGCGACGGUGGCGACCUGGCGUAUGGGUAUUACGAGCCUGGGCGGCCGCAGAGCUACGCCUCGGGGAGAUCGUACUGA
Colletotrichum higginsianum IMI 349063 is the source of this 1260-nucleotide messenger RNA. RefSeq names its product Prenylated Rab acceptor 1. The coding region runs from base 1 to 1260 and encodes 419 amino acids. The record is from RefSeq and is a predicted model, not a curated record. NCBI's taxonomy places the organism in Eukaryota, Fungi, Ascomycota, Sordariomycetes, Glomerellales, Glomerellaceae. The transcript has a single exon.